This is a messenger RNA of Gadus chalcogrammus (walleye pollock), 3535 nucleotides long. RefSeq names its product mitochondrial poly(A) polymerase (gene mtpap). Gene Ontology annotation, cellular component: mitochondrion. The transcript is spliced from 9 exons. Bases 692 to 2416 code for a protein of 574 amino acids. The record is from RefSeq and is a predicted model, not a curated record. Lineage: Eukaryota; Metazoa; Chordata; Actinopteri; Gadiformes; Gadidae. Gene Ontology annotation, molecular function: poly(A) RNA polymerase activity.
AAAAAAACAAAAAAUCAUGCUGACUUUGACCACCUGCAUGCUAAUUUUUUUUUUACCAAUUGUGCAGAAAUAUUGCAACAUCCAGGCACCAGACAUAAACAGAAAGAGAGAAAGACAGACAGAUAAAAAAACAAACAGAUAGUGGGACAGAUGUUCAGAUGAGUAUUCCGUCAUACCUGUGUCGAUGUCACUGUGCUCCUUUCAUGCAUAGACACUCUCUGUGUUACAACAAGUCAUAGCGCUGAGCCCUUACACCCUGUAGGACAGUGAUCCGUCUGUGGAAACAUAUAGGCAGGACUGACGCAGAGGAAGUAAACAGGGGAGGUUUUGUGCUGUGAGGUGAAGCGUAGGUGUAUACUUGUACUAGCCACAUAUCCCAUUCGCCAUCUAGCCUACGUCCACGGCUUUACGUAACGUUACGUUUCACUUUUACUUUCCACUUGGCUUUCAUAUCUGAUAAAAAACCAAACCAUACUUAAAUCGAAAAUGAGUUUUGGCUUUCUGGAUUAAACUGUUCGUUUGCUCGGGUAUGAUGCUAGUAAAUACCAAUAAAUGCAUUAAGACCUAAAUACCAUAGCAUGUUGUCACAAUUGAUGGUGUCACUCACAACUUAUGAUGUAUUCAUUAUAUUUAUAUAACUUGUGUUUUCUAUUUUGGCCUCACGUACUUGCCGUAGAAUACUCAUACCCGCAUGCGCAAUUCAUUGUUUAAAACAAGUAUGGCGUCCUCCUUCAGGGUGUGUAGAAUGCAUAUGAGGGGAACGGGCAGCCUUUUAAAGCGUAUUCAAAUUAUUGAUACGUGUCUACAGAGAAGAUUUGUGACCAACGCGGUUGAACCGUCUAAUGUGUUGAAGAAUGAAGACAACGGUGAACAGGAAGGAUGGAAGGCAUUUGAUGCUAUUCAGCUAGAGAGACAAGAACAGGCUGAGAGAUCUGUCCUCAUCAGCUGUCAUUCCAAGACAAAUGAGAAAAAGUUUCUCAAGUAUUUAUCAAUACACGGGGACAUCAAGAACAGUUUCUUUUAUGAAAGCUAUGGCACAUAUGCAGUGGUGGAGUUUGCCAAUCAGGAAAGCAUCGCCUCUUUACAUGAAGCGGUUAACCUCCCUGUGGUCAGCAAUGAAUCUGUGGUGCCUUUCAAGUCCAGACUGUUGUCACUGAGGAGCCUAGGGGCUGCAGUUGUGCCAAACAGUCAGACUGGCCCAAAGUGCAAACCACAGGCCACCAUACCUCUCACCGAGCUCAUCCAGAAACUGUCCAAAGAAGAGAGUAUAGACCACCAGGUAACGUCUCUCAUGAAAGCCUACCAGGUCACGGAGGAGAACACACGCCUGCGCUUCCUGGUCUGCUCCCUGCUGAAGGACAUUGCUGCUGCCUAUUUCCCAGAAUGCAACGUCAGGCCCUUUGGUUCAUCUGUGAACGGUUUUGGGAAGCUUGGCUGUGACCUGGACAUGUUCUUGGACCUGGACGGUAUCAGUGGGAGGAACGUUGCAAUGCCAAAGGCAGGCCUGGUGCUGGAAUACCAGAUGAAGAGGUCCAACUCCGAGCGGGCCGUCACCCAGAGCAUUCUCUCCGUGGUCGGGGAGUGCGUGGACCGCUUCGGGCCCGGCUGCGUGGGGGUGCAGAAGAUCCUGAACGCCCGGUGCCCCCUGGUCCGGUUUUCCCACCAGCCCUCCAACUUUCAGUGUGACCUCACAGCCAACAACAGGGUGGCGAUGAAGACCUCUGAGCUGCUGUACCUGUACGGCUGCCUGGACGGGCGUGUGCGGGGCCUGGUGUUUGCCGUGCGCUGCUGGGCCCGGGUGCACAGCGUCACCAGCAGCAUCCCCGGCGCCUGGAUCAGCAACUUCUCCCUCACCGUCAUGGUGCUGUUCUACCUGCAGCGCAGAGCCACGCCCCUCAUCCCCACCCUGGACCACCUCCGCAGCCUGGCAGGCCCUGCGGACAAGAGCGUGAUUGAGGGCAACGACUGCACGUUUGUCAGCGACCUCAGCAAGAUCCAGCCCCAGGACAACACAGAGACGCUGGAGCAACUUUUGUGUGGGUUCUUUCACUUCUACAGCACGUUUCCGUUUGCCAGGAAGUCCAUCAAUAUCCGAAAGGGUAAGGAGCAGACCAAACCCGAGGUGGUGCCCCUGCACAUCCAGAACCCCUUCGAGGUGUCGCUCAACGUCAGCAAGAACGUCAACGCCGCCCAGCUGGAGCGCUUUGUGGCGCUGUGCCAGGAGGGCGCAUGGCAGCUGGAGCAGAGCGCCACGCUGACGCGCGGCACCGGCCACGCCCCUUCGCCGUGGGGGCUGGCGGCGCUCCUCGUCCCCGCCGCCGGGACCCCGGGGAUCAAAGGUCGCAAGAAGAGGAAGCGGGAGCCGGCCAGCGAGAGGAUCAAGAGCCUGUUGGAGUCGCUGAAGAACAAGAUGUAGAGGCCGGCGUGUGUGGGAGGACUUCUCCCAGAGACCUUUCCUGUCCCCGUGCUUCGAGGAGGAGGUGGGGAGAGGCUGUUGUCCCUCGAUACGUGAUCAUUCAACAGCACUGACACUGGGAUGUAUGGUUUUGAAUGGGCUGCAGUUUCACAUGUGAACACCAGAGGGGGUUGCAGUGCCCUGUUUGGGCAUGCAUGCAUAGUUCCAGGCAUGGGGAGGGAUGUUUCACACAUCACCGAAGCCCCCCUCUGUUAAGCCUCACUCCGGACUGAGGAAACUAUUUGCUUAUUAUAGAGCAAAGAAUACGCCUCUUGUUGUGUUUAUCUUGUUUGUCUGUAACCUUGUGUACAGAGAUAUUAUGGAAGCCACCCAAUCUUGAUCCUUUGCACAAAUACAAUCAUGAUUGUGGGUAUUUGUUGUCACGUAGUGGUUUUAUUGUGGUGGAUCCCAUUGCAAAGUCCCUCUUGCCCGAGCAUCCCAAAAAAAAAGAAGAUUUGUUAGAAAGAUUUAUUUUGUUGUUCGAUUACACAACAUUGGUGUGAGGGGAAAGCAACACGUCGGUUUAGUCUCUUGCUACAUCUGGAUUACGGUUUGCAGCCGUCUACCAUGACGUAGCACGGCUGGCACGCAUUACUCAAGUGUUGUAUGGGAGUUCAGAGCCCGUUUAGCCGGUCACUCAAUCCCCAGGAACACAGUGAGCCGGCAGGACUGCGGCGGAGUGGAGUGCAGUCUGUAGAAAGCGCUGACCUCCCUCCUUCAGAACGCUACUGGUUAAGCCGACGUUGUCGAGUAAGUGGAAAAUAAAAAAAUAAAAAAAUACUUAUUCUAUUUCGGUCCACUGUCUGGCUCCGAGACGGCGACACGUCAGUGAGCCGGGACACGACGCCUCUGCCCGCGGCCCAAGGAAUGCAUCGGCCAUCAGCCAUCAGUUUGAUAGACCGGGCCGGUUAGCCUGGGAGUUCUCAGUCCAGUUCCACUAUCUGUGGGUGACUGACAGUAUGUGGGUCGAUGUAUCCACAAACUGGCCUAAUGGUCCUUUAUCACAGAGCUAUAAUGGUAUGGGUGAAAACAGGUGUCGCUGAUUAUGGUUAUUAUGGCUCUCCAGACGUGCCAGGGUCC